Leptopilina boulardi is the source of this 997-nucleotide messenger RNA. RefSeq names its product trypsin-1-like. Bases 105 to 923 code for a protein of 272 amino acids. The transcript is spliced from 6 exons. Lineage: Eukaryota; Metazoa; Arthropoda; Insecta; Hymenoptera; Figitidae. Gene Ontology annotation, molecular function: serine-type endopeptidase activity. The record is from RefSeq and is a predicted model, not a curated record. Gene Ontology annotation, biological process: proteolysis.
UAAGGAGACAUGAAGAUCCGGUUUUUUGCUUCAAGUAUAAAAAUGGUGCUCAAUGACAAUGGUUAACAAUAGACUUCAUAACGUGAAGUAUUGUAGGUCAAAAAAUGAACCUCAUAUUAAAUAUUCCAAUUUUGCUUUCAAUUUUUCUUUUAUCCUUGAAAAAUCAAUUAAUAUGGGCCCAGAACAGAAUCAUUGGUGGAAGUGAAAUUAAAAUAACAGAAGCACCUUAUAUGCUUCAUAUGACAAUACCAAGAAUACAUUCUCAUAAGGCCAGUGUCUGUGGAGCCGGAAUAAUUAGUAACGAAUGGGCUGUUACCGCCGCUCAUUGUUUCUUAAAUCCUGAUAAAGACGUAAAUCAUAUCCGCGUACUUGCUGGUACAGCUGAUACAGAGAGAAGAGCACGCACAGCAAAAACAUAUCACGUUUCUCAAUAUAUUCAACAUGAAAAUUUUACAGGAAUAGGUUCAGAUGAUUCUGUUGGAUAUGAUAUUGCAGUCAUUAAAAUUAGUCCACCGUUAAAGUUUAAUAAAGCUACAAAACCCUUAAAGUUGCCUAAAAAAGGAGAAAAGAUCAAGGUCGACAUGGCAACUAUUGCCGGAUGGGGAAAAACAGAUCCGCAAGGAGGUGUUUCCACAAAAUUACGCCAUAUUAGAGUGCCAUUAGUGAAGACAAGCAAAUGCAAGGAAGAAUAUCGUCAUCAUCAUAUGAAAGUUAAAAGUGACCAAAUUUGUUACGGAUUUCAUAAUAAAACAACCACCUUAGACAAAUGUCAAGGUGAUUCCGGUGGUCCAUUGGUUAACGAUGACGGUAUUGUACUCGGAGUGGUUUCUCAAGGAGUGAAAUGUGGAACGCAUGGACUUCCUGGAAUUUAUACGAGUGUUCCAUUUUUCCGUGAUUGGGUUAAAGAAAAAACAGGAGUUUAAAUUUUUCACUUUAAUAUGAUUAUAUUUAAUUAUUAAUUUUUUCUAAAAAUAAUAACACAAUUGAAUUAUUUUAA